AUGCAUCUUGGCAACAAGAAGCCAGUCAUCAAGACAGGGGAAGAUGGUGAAGUCAUGAUGCUUGAUAUGGUUUGCUAUUACAGAGAAUACCUUGGUAAAGAUCCUGGGAACGGUAGUAAGGCUGAACAGGAGCACUCUGUAUUGAAAGUGGUCGGAGCCCGUCAUGAUUCUGAGAUAACAUCUCUGAAUGGGAUGAACAUCUAUGUGAAAAGGUUGAGCGAGGAGUCUGCCAGACAAGAGAGUCCCGUUCCCCUCAAAGACACCAGGCUCCUGGACGUGAAGCUGGGCCAGCUGCCCAGCUGGAUCGCAGUGCGGGAUUUCACCCCCUCCGGGCUGACGGGGGCUGUGCGAAGAGGUUAUGACAGAUACUUAAAUAAGUACAUCAAUGUGAAGAAAGGGAGCAUCGGUGGUGUUGCUAUGGUGCUUUUUGGUUAUGUUGUUGUCAGCUACAUUUGGAACUAUGAGCACUUGAAGCAUGAUCGUUGGAGGAAGUAUCAUUGAAACAUUAACUUACUGCAGCAAUGCAAGUUGCAGACCUGGACGCAGCUGCUGGAACAACUUUCCCUGAUGAAGGCAUAUAAGCCAGUCACACUGAAUUCUGUACUGUUAUAAUUCCAGGCAGAUUCUAUGACCAAUAAAAUAUGUACU
Mauremys mutica (yellowpond turtle) is the source of this 648-nucleotide messenger RNA. Its product is annotated as ATP synthase subunit f, mitochondrial-like. Gene Ontology annotation, molecular function: proton-transporting ATP synthase activity, rotational mechanism. The coding region runs from base 1 to 501 and encodes 166 amino acids. NCBI's taxonomy places the organism in Eukaryota, Metazoa, Chordata, Testudines, Geoemydidae. The record is from RefSeq and is a predicted model, not a curated record. The transcript is spliced from 2 exons. Gene Ontology annotation, biological process: proton motive force-driven mitochondrial ATP synthesis.